GAGACCAGCUCGAAGACGACCUAAAGGCAUAAAUUAGAAAUGGAGAAUCAAGACAGAAACUAAAAGACUCAGGAAGUCAGUGAGGGAAGUUUAGUGGUUUCUUGCGUCACAGACACUUCACACUGAAGCUUGUUGCCGGUGCAGAGAGAAAGAUAUAUUUCACAUCUCUACAUAUGAAGUGUGGAUUCCAUCAAGCAGUGAUGUAGUUCAUCAGUGAAGUUCUGGAGCAGCACCGGAUCAUUAAUCAGGAUCAAACUGAUUGAAUAGCGUUAGAUAUUCUACAGCAGCCGUCAUGUGAGGUUUGACAGUUCUCACACACACUCAUUAAAUCAGCUCACACACACACACACACACUCACACACACACAAGGCCUGAAUGUUAGAGAGGAGGUAAAAGACAAGCAAGAUGAGGAGAGGCCGGAGAAAAGGAGGCAAUCGGGACAAAGUGUUCGGAUGUGACCUGCUGGAGCAUCUGACCUCCACCGCGCAAGAAAUUCCUCAAGUGUUACGCAGCUGUAGUGAGUUCAUCGAGGAACACGGGAUCGUGGACGGGAUCUACAGACUGUCUGGAGUCUCGUCCAACACACAGAAACUGAGGAGUGAGUUUGACACUGAAGGAUCUCCUGACCUGAACAAGGAAGUGUAUCUGCAGGACAUUCACUGCGUGAGCUCGCUGUGUAAAGCCUAUUUCAGAGAGCUGCCCAACCCUCUGCUCACAUACGAACUCUACGACCGCUUCGCCGACGCAGUGGCUGUCCAGCUGGAGGACGAGAGGCUGGUGAAGAUUAAAGAGGUUCUGAAGGAUUUACCUGUUCCUCACUACAGAACUCUGGAAUAUUUGAUGCGUCAUCUGGUCAAAAUGUCCACAUAUGCAUCUGAGACCAACAUGCACGCAAGAAACCUCGCCAUCGUCUGGGCCCCAAACCUCCUCAGAUCGAAGGACAUCGAGUCGACUGGUUUCAACGGCACGGCAGCGUUCAUGGAGGUUCGGGUUCAGUCCAUCGUGGUGGAGUUUAUUCUCACUCACGUGGCCGAGGUUUUCACUGGAACAGGAUUGACUGUGGAGCGCCGGAAGUCCCUCCCAUCGCCCUCGAUACUGUCCAGUCAGGAUGAUCAUUUCUUCAAACCCCUUUCUUUACACUGUCCAGGAAACCUCAGUCCUGGAGACGGACCUCCAGCCAUGCGGUCAUACCACGCUAUUAUUGAUGGCACUGACAAGAGGAAGAACUCCCUCAAAGGAAGGAAGUGGAGAUCCAUCUUUAAUUUGGGUGGGAGACUCCACGAUCCCCGCAAGAAGAGCAAAUACAGCCCUAAAGACAAAGAGAAGACGACGCUGAGGCCUGCGAAGAGCAUGGACUCCCUGAGCUGCGGUCCUUUAGCACUAGAAGAUUCGAAGCAUCCUCCAGCUCAUCUUCCUCCUCUGGUUCUGUCCACGUCCUCGGGCAGCUCAGAGGGCGUGGCUUCUGCUGGAGGGGGCGUGUCCAGUGGAUAUGCGGUGACGUACAGGCGUACGGGCGGAGCUCAGGUCAGUAUGGUGAGCGGAGGGACUCCCGGCACUUAUAAUCGGCUGGAAUCUGGGGGCGGAGCCAACGGAGCCGAGGGGGCGUCGCAGGGCGUGUCCAGAUCGCCCGGAAUGACCAGCAAAGCAGACCGUCGCGCCGGUAUCCACAUAUCCGGGCCUUUUUCUGUGACCGUCCCGCUUCAUAUAACAUCCGGACUGGCUCUGGGUGUGCUUCACGGCGGCUGGAACGAGAAAGAACAAACCCUGCAAGGAGACGCAGAGGAAGCGGGAGAAGAUGAGGACGUUAAGAGCACAGAUGAGAAUUCACAAAGCAAAAAUGAUGACGUUCACGAGAGUACAAUCAGUAGUUGUCAGGUGGAUUGUGGGAAGGAUACGGCGGAGAUUCCAGAAGAGGAAAAGACUGUGCCGGAAGAAGGAGACAAAGAAGCAGAGAAAGAAGAUCAGAGCCGGAAUCAGGAGUCUGUGAAGGAGGAGAAAGAAGAAGAAGCUUCAACGCCAGAAGUCAAAGAGGAAAACACAGAAGAGGAUUACAUGGAAAUGAGAGGAAACCUCCAACCAGCGCCGGUCAGUACGCUCUACUACGAGGACAUGGAGGUGCCAGACCAGGACCUGCCGAUGGAUUUACAGGAGGCUUUCGGGUUCCUGGACUUGAUGGACAGCUGUGCUUCAAACCAGGUUGAGUUUUCAGUCGAAGCACCUUGUUUUGAAAACGAAUACGAGGAAGAGGAGGACCAAAACAGGGAUAAUCAGGCCGUUUCCUGCCCAUUACAAAACUGCACUAAUGACUUUGAAGCACCAGCAGCUAAAAUCAGCAGCCCCUCGUUCACACACAGGCCCGUUGCUGGAAAAUCACACAGCUUGCCUUACAAGUCCCGCCCCUUCCUGCCAGCCCUGUCAUUAUCCUCAGAUGAUGACUACAGUCCUGCUGAAGAUGAUGAUGAUGAUGAUGAUGAGUCUGAUAAAGGUUCUGAAUAUGAGGACAUGUUUUGUCACAGUCUCCCAUCCAGUCGGUGUUUUCAGGGACUCUCUUGGUCGGCUCCAGAAACCGCCGCUGACAGUGAUGCAGAUGUCCACUGUAGUAACCAAUCAGAAUGCUUAGAUGAGAUGCAGAACGAGAACAAUAAAGAUGCAGACCAAUCAGAAGAGGAGAUUCCUACCGCUCCUGCAUUGACAGACCGGAGUGAAGAACAUCUCAGUUCAGAAGUAUUAAAGACGGAUGAAAACAAGGAAGAAGAGGAUGCUGAGAAUGAUAAACGCACGCUGAUAAGAGAAGAUGAAGCAGAGAGUGAAGCCAGUGGAGAGGACACAUAUUUUGGACCGGAUUCGGUACCUUCUUCACCAGAUCCCAAACAAACCGAGAUCUUCAGCGUUCCUGAGCUUCCCGGUGCGGAGGAUCAACAGGUGCUGGAUGAUGACGGUUGCCAUGGUAACAGUGAGGCGAUGCUGACCGUCGACUGCAUCUCAUCGGCUCCUCCAGAUCAGCCGCCGGAGGAACAAUCAACGAUUAUAAGCGAACAAAUGAUCGAAGAAGAGCUGAUUGAAGUGGAGGAGGAUGAGAAGAUUGAGGAGCUGAAAGAGUGUGAGAACAAUAUCAACAAAACAGAUAUGGAGGAAGAAAAGUGUGAGGAUGUUGAGGAAGAUGCAAAGACUGGAUCGGAAGAAGAAUGUAGUGAUGAGAAAGAAGAAGUGAGCAUGACUGAAGGGAAAAUAGAGGGAAAUAGUGGCGAGGAUGAAGAGGAACCUGCAGAAGAAGGUGAAGAAGAUGAAAGAAAGGAAGAUAAAGUGAAAACAAUGGAGAAUGUGAGGAGGAAGAUGGAGAACAAGCUGAAAGAAAUGGAUUUAGUGGAAAACAAUGGAGAAUGUGAGGAAGAAGAUGGAGAACAAGCUGAAAGAAAGGAAGAUUUAGUGGAAAACAAUGGAGAAUGUGAGGAAGAAGAUGGAGAACAAGCUGAAAGAAAGGAAGAUUUAGUGGAAAACGAUGGAGAAUGUGAGGAAGAAGAUGGAGAACAAGCUGAAAGAAAGGAAGAUUUAGUGGAAAACAAUGGAGAAUGUGAGGAAGAAGAUGGAGAACAAGCUGAAAGAAAGGAAGAUUUAGUGGAAAGCUGUGGAGAAUGUGAGGAAGAAGAUGGAGAACAAGCUGAAAGAAAGGAAGAUUUAGUGGAAAGCUGUGGAGAAUGUGAGGAAGAAGAUGGAGAACAAGCUGAAAGAAAGGAAGAUUUAGUGGAAAGCUGUGGAGAAUGUGAGGAAGAAGAUGGAGAGCAAGCAGAAAUAAAAGAAGGUUCAGUGGAAAGCGAUGGAGGAAACACUGAGGAGGUAAAAACAGAAGGUUUUGUUGAGGGAAACGUUGAGGAGAUAGUUGAAGGAAAAGAAGGUAGAGAUGAUCCUGAAGCAGAUGAGAUUCAGGAACACAAGGAGCCGGAAGAGAUCUCAGAUCACAUCCUAUCAACUGCUCCCAAACCUUCUCCUCGUAAAAUGGCGAAUCAAGUCAAAGCGGUUCCCGUCGUCCCGCCCAAACCUCGAAACUCCAAACUUACGGCCUUCAGGAAACAGUUUGAGCACAAACACACACAGCCCACGGACGCGGCGUGCGUCGAAACGGAUGAACCGCAGAGCGAGGAAGCGCUGGAGGAGUGUGAGAAGCAGGAGGAGGAGGGUUCGAAGGAAAGCCACGGGACUUGGGAUGGUGUGGUGGAUCGGAGGAAGGAUCUCCACAGGGAAGCAGAGAAAGAGGUGAAGAGGAACAGCGGCAUCAGCAUGUGUUUCGAUGAAGCCGUCGCUCGAGCCACAGUGAAGAGGAGCAGAGAGAGAGAAAACACAGAGCGGUUAUCCGGCGCUCACUGGGACAGCAGGAAAGAUGGGAAAACUGACUAACGGAACUAAAGCGGAUCAUGUGGAAGCUCGUUUCUGCCACGGAUUAAAAAGCCAAUUGCAAUUGCAUUGUGUUUAUUCUGUAUUCUGUGGCGGAAACAAGCUUUCAUAACAUGAUCAUGUAUUGUAAAAUAUUAUGUGCAGUAUUCACCAAACCCUUUUAUGCUCUUUUUUUAAAUAUUCUGAUUUUCAUUUUUUAGUUAAGAUAAAUAUAUAAAUAUGGAGGGAAAAUAUAGAUAUGUAUAGCUCAAAUCAUUUAAUAAAUAUUGUUACAUUUACAAGUCUUGGACAAAAUCUCAAUAUUCAUAUAAAAUAAACUCAGGCCACCCUUGUGAAUAUUAAUGGUAACACUUUACAAUGAGGUUUCAUAUUAAUUUCAACAUUUACAUUUUUAAGCCCCAAAGCUGUAUCUGUUAACAUUAAAACUAACAUGAACAAAUGCUGUAUUGAUAGUUCAUGUUAUUUAGGACAUUAACUAAUAUUAACAAAUUAGACCUUGUAAAGUGUUACCAUUAAUUAGUUAACAGCCUUAUCAAUUAAAACUGGAAUGGUUUAAUGUUGUGAUCAUUGUAUUUUUAAUGCUAAUGCAUUCGAAAGGACAAAUACAUAAAGAUAAAACACAAGAAUAAGACUAUCUGUAUAGACAGGAAAUUGUUUUAUAUGUAUUUCUGUUGUUGUAUACAUUCAACAAGCUAUGCAUUUCAUUUCAAUAAAUUAGUAUUUUCACUAUAUAAA
Megalobrama amblycephala (Wuchang bream) is the source of this 5124-nucleotide messenger RNA. It is a transcript of the gene arhgap30, whose product is annotated as rho GTPase-activating protein 30. NCBI's taxonomy places the organism in Eukaryota, Metazoa, Chordata, Actinopteri, Cypriniformes, Xenocyprididae. Gene Ontology annotation, molecular function: GTPase activator activity. The record is from RefSeq and is a predicted model, not a curated record. Gene Ontology annotation, biological process: small GTPase-mediated signal transduction.